Messenger RNA from Anneissia japonica, 3021 nucleotides. RefSeq names its product tectonic-1-like. Lineage: Eukaryota; Metazoa; Echinodermata; Crinoidea; Comatulida; Comatulidae. The coding region runs from base 302 to 2350 and encodes 682 amino acids. Gene Ontology annotation, biological process: cilium assembly. The transcript has 13 exons. The record is from RefSeq and is a predicted model, not a curated record.
AACGAAAGUACAAUUAAAGUGUGGUAUGUGCGUCAGUUUACUUUGUAAUGCGUGCGAUCAGACUUUCAUGUAAAAAAAUGUACAGUACUAUCGAAACAUUUGUAGGCGUACUUAAGCUAUGACAACCUGAAAGUAUUAGUUUUGUUCAUUUCAACUGUGUUUGGCUUUUAAAAUGUUUCAAAAUGUGUCUAUGUCUUCGCAUAACCCAUAGACUUCUGGCAGCAAAUGUAGGAUUUUAUGUAUAGUAAAAUGUCUUUUGAUUGCAUCGGGUGAAGGUCAAGUAACAAAUGCAACAGCCAACAUGUCUUCUACCGACAAUCCCUAUUCUACGAAUUCUUUAGACCAGAAUGGAACGACAGCUAGGCCCAGCAGCAGUGCCCAGUCAACGAUGCCAAACCAGCAAACAACAGGGGCUGGCGAACAAACGACUCACAAGCUGCCUACGACUGUAGCAGCACAGCAGCAACAGACAACGCCAAGUCAGGUUCCUUUGGAGCCUAGUAAUAUAGAAGCAAAUACUGACAUUGGUCCUUGCACUUGUGACUUAACUGGCAACGCUUGUGACGUCAACUGCUGCUGUGAUCCUGAUUGCUCGGCUGACGACAUUCUAACAUUUAGCUUCUGUGCUGAUGAAGUAGCAAACAAUGAAGACAGAGUAUGUUUCUCACGUGAGACGAUUUACAAUGUCAACAACAACGAGGUGAAGACUGAGAUUGUUGGUGGACUUUUCUGUAUUGCUGUUGAUAAUUAUGAAGAUCGUAACUAUUAUACAGUUCCUGAGACAGUUGGCAGCAUUGAACGCUUUGAUGAGCUUGUUGCUGAAUAUGGCUCAUAUAGCUUUGCUAAAGAAUCUGAAGCAAAUGAAACAUUUGAUGACUAUUACCAGUCUGGAGACAAAAUCUACACAUUAUUUGAAGGCAGCCAAGGAGUAGCUUUGGGCUACUUAGGACUACCAGCUGGCCUUGUUACCAAUACCUGUAAUGAUAAUAACCCAGCAAGGUUUUUAUUUGACGAAAGCACAGAGUGCGUGCGGGUAGUGACUGACUUAGCUGCUGAGUGUGAAUCAAUACCUUCUUUGUCAAGUUAUUCCUACCAUAGUGAAAAGAAGAUAAUUGCAGCCCCAGCAAAUAUUCGAGAUAUGUUUUUAAAUGUAACAAAUUACAAUAUGACAACAGUUUUACCCUUGACAACCAAUUCUGUUCCAAUAAACACAACCACAAUCCCGUAUACAACCCCAAGUUUGUACUCGGGGAAAGAAUUUGUUCCCAUUCGAUUCGCAGAACCAGCAUAUUGUGUAGACCUCUUUAACAUCCGGACUUCGUGCAAUAUCUCAUCAGUUCAUAUUCCCAUAUAUGACCAGAAUGACGGAACAUGCAGUAACGUUGUCACAGAAGUUCAUUAUACGAUUACCCAUAAUUCGACGAAUGGAAUUAUUGAUGCAGAAGUGCUCUUUGUUCUUUCCACUGUAAAUUCAGCAAGUUUUCCAAUUUUGCAAAAGUUCUCUACUACUUUUGUGAAGCUUGAAGAAGAAAAUCCAUCGCCGAGGAGUGGUAAUCCAGGUUACAUAGUUGGCGAGCCUGUUGUUGCUGGUAACCGCACCUCUUACCAAGAAAAUACUGGGAGCCCAGAGGAUGAACAGGUGUAUACCAAAUAUGCCAUAUCAUUAAGUGAAGAUCGUUACAAUCGUAUGACAGUUGUAACCAGCACUGCAGGUGGGAUGUGUGCGAGUGAUUCAGAUUCAAGAAUACCUGUUGUAUUUGGAGAAGAUAUUCGUUCGGGAUGCCUUAUAAGUGUAUCAUUUGCAGAAAUCAGUGAUGCAUGUAUGCUCAUUAGCUCAAUGGCUAAACAGGCCCUUGCAGGGGAUAUGCCAGAGUACAUGUACGUUGCAAUGUUUGGCAACUCUGAUGUAGAGAUCGUGGGAGAUUGGGUGCCAGUCAUAAUACAGGAGCCAGAGGGUGAAGCCACAAGCACUUUACCAGGACAAUGUGAUAAUGUGAUCCUUUCUCUAAACAUUGAGGUCUUGUAUGCCAACAUUGGCUCACUAGCCAAUCCACAGGCUAAGAUUGUUGGAGUUAAGUACACGUUCAUUGCAGGUACACUUAAAUACCAGUGUGUGGGACCUUACUGCCAGCCAGGAACAGAGAACCUAGAACAGAAGUACGAAAUAGCAAGUUCAGUGUCAUUCCUUGAUGUCUCCACUUAUCCAGAUGCUGUCAUUGCUGAGAUCCCCCCAUGGAAAGUGGAAUUGCCCAAUGAUUUCUUCUACCCACUGUCAUCUGCUUCCUCAGCAGGAGUAAACGUCUCAACCAUCAUGCUUUAUGUAAUAAUUAAUUGGUUACUAAGUAAAUGAAAUAUUAUUUAAAUGUAUGCUGACAUGAUAUUUAAUGAGCGAGUGAAGUAAGUAUGAAAAUGUCAUAAAAACUGAUGCACAGAGGUGGUGUUCAGUGAUGGACAGGACAACAGUGAGCUGGGUCAUGUCAAGUGACUUGAAGUUGCACGUCCAGGAAAGGGCGACAUCAGAGGCAGCUCAACAGACAGCGUCAACAACUUGUAAGACAGAACAGGCGGCAAUGAACAAUGAUUCUGAAUUUGCUUGGUGUGGACAAGUCUGUCAUAAGCUAGAAUGUUCUUCAUGGAGGAUCCAUUACUAGGGGAAACCUCUUGUUGGCAAAAGUGAUGGGUGUGUCACUCCUGUUACCAAGAUUCCUAUGUGUUAUGUGUUUCUUAUGUGUUAAGCCUGCAGGGAAAGAGCUCUGUGAAGCUAAAACAUUCUACAGCUAGCAUAAAAGUUUAGGGGUGAUUACAAGCCUGUGUAGAUAUUCACUCACAGCUGAUCUAUUACACAUCAAAAAUUAAUAAAAACAAAUUUUAUAAAAUACAACAAAAUGUUUAAUGUUAAUAAAUCAUUACAAUGUAGAUAUUUUAAUACAAAUUGACCAGUUACUAACAACAGACCAUUCAAAAGGCGCCAGUAUAUGAAUGUUGCCCUUUAAAGGUGCAGAUUAUCAACAUUUUUAGGUU